This is a messenger RNA of Cercopithifilaria johnstoni, 417 nucleotides long. The record is from the annotation of a GenBank genome assembly. NCBI's taxonomy places the organism in Eukaryota, Metazoa, Nematoda, Chromadorea, Rhabditida, Onchocercidae.
AUGAAAACGCUGAAGACGGGUGGUGCUUUCGGUGUUUCAUCAGGCCAAAGUGUCGGUUUUCUUGUGUCAUGCCUGAAUGCUGGUGUGAUUGGCGCGUCCAAAUUCUCACGGCGUAGGAUCGAUCUAUCGCGACAAGUAGCAAACAAAACGGCCACACGCAGGUCAGUGGACUACAGCAAUGAGUAUGAAAUUAGUGGAUGGACUCCCAGGCCCGGCGGUAAUACCGCAGGCUGCCUGGUAGUAGACCGAGAGGCUAAGAGUUGGGUCAAACACAGUCAACAGUGUGCGGUUCUCCACCUCGCAAAACAGUUGGAUGAAACACAUCUCGAACAUUCGCGCCAGAUUGGGCCCGACGUCUUCUACGGAGGGUGUUGGACGCCACUUUUAAUGGCACAUGGGAAAGAAAUCCUCCUUUGA